CCAGUUGUUACGCCACCUAUCGGGACUUAUUAAUAGGUAUGCUGGUCUUAACAGGGCAUGGAAGAUACCACGGGCUUACGGCCAAUCUUUCCGACUUCACCUGCUUCGACUUCCUUCAGUACAUAAACCCCGACCUCUUCAAUAUCCAACAAAAAGGCUGCACUCCCUGGUAUUCAUUGCCAUCAAGCCACUUCAAGCAACAUGAACGAACCCAUCGAGAUUCUUGGCCAACAGCCAGGUCUGAAGAUCUACACCCAGAUAGCGGUCUGCUUUUCUGUCAAAGAUGAUCAAUUAUACGCAAACAUCACCGAAACUCUGUCGAGCGGUCUCAAGCGGCUGACUGCGAGUUUUCCCUGGAUUGCAGGGCAGAUCAUCAACGAGGGCGCGCGCGAAGGUAACACAGGCAUCUUCAAGAUCGCACCACACGAAGCGACCCCGCCCUUGAUUGUCAAGGAUUUGAGAGAAGACCCAUCAAUUUCGUCGAUGAAAGACAUGAAGACUUCAAACUUCCCCUUUAGCAUGCUGGACGAAAGUAUCAUCUGUCCUCGCCCGACUCUUCCCAUCGAUCCGAAUCUGGUAGGGAGGCCUGAGCCGGUCUUCAUCACCCAAGCCACCUUGAUCAAAGGCGGGCUCAUUCUCGCGUUCCUCGGCCAUCAUCAGGUACUCGAUGGCACCGGGCAAGGCCAACUCAUCAAACUCUUGUCCAAGGCGUGUGAGGGUGAAGAAUUCACUGGGGAGGAAGUGGCAACUGGAAACCUGACACGUCAUAACAUCAUUCCCCUCCUCAAAGACUACAAGGGCGGACCGGAGACUGCUGCGAUGAUCAUCAAGCCCUCAACAACGCCAGCCACGGCACCUGCCACAUGCAGCUGGGCCUAUUUUGACUUUUCGGCAGCGUCUCUGUCAGCCCUGAAAUCGUUGGCUUCAAAGACGGUCAAGUCGGGUUUCAUCUCGACAGACGAUGCCGUCACCGCUUUCGUGUGGCAGUCAAUCAGUCGUAUUCGUACGAACCGCCUAGCUCACGACGCGGAAACUAAGCUCGCCCGAGCUAUCAAUGUGCGGGGAUACAUGGGAAUCCCUCAAACUUUCCCAGCUCUCAUCCAAAGCAUGACGAACAACUCCGUGGCGAUCAAAACCCUCGUCGAAAGACCACUAGGGGAAGCGGCAUCUCAACUCCGAUCAACUGUGGAUCCUUCGGUCUUGGGCUAUGGAGUGCGAGCUUUGGCGACACUCAUGAACCAAGCAACCGACAAGAGUGUCUUCUCAUUUACCGGCACCCUUCGUCUUGAUAGAGAUUUAGCCUUUAGUUCCUGGGCGAAACUCGAUCUAUAUGAGCACGACUUUGGAUUGGGAUUGGGCAAGCCUGAGUCGGUCCGGAGACCGCAGUUCACACCUGUGGAAAGCCUUGGUUACCUACUUCCCAAGGCACCGGAUGGCAGCAUCGCACUUGCAAUAUGUCUAAGGGACGAGGACAUGGAGGGAUUGAAGAAGGACGAAGUAUGGUUGAAGUAUUCAAAGUACAUAGGAGAGUAAUUGACAGGCAGUCUAGGCCCUUUAAUGAAUAUUAUCAUGUUCUUGACGCA
Colletotrichum acutatum is the source of this 1583-nucleotide messenger RNA. Its product is annotated as trichothecene 3-O-acetyltransferase. The transcript has a single exon. Lineage: Eukaryota; Fungi; Ascomycota; Sordariomycetes; Glomerellales; Glomerellaceae. The record is from RefSeq and is a predicted model, not a curated record. The coding region runs from base 202 to 1533 and encodes 443 amino acids.